AUGGAGGGGGAGCCCACCCCGGACUUUUCUGUCCUGCAGGAGCUGCUGGCCCCGCCCUUCCUGGAGCCGGAGCCAGAGCUCGAGGGGGCGCACCCUCUGCCUCACUCUUCUCCCUGCGCCGGCUCCUUAAUUCUGCCCCAAGAGAAUAAGGGCCCUGGAGAUAGCAGGUCUCCUUGGCUGGCCCUCCCAGCUGCAGCGACCGGCCUGCGCUUCCUCCAAGAGACAGCAGAGCGGCUCCGGCAGGCUCCUGUCCCAGAAGCCUCACGAGCUGAGCCCUGGCUGGAGCCAUCACUGGCCCCCAGGGCCUUGGCCCCCCUGACGGGCCCUGGGGAUCCUGGAGCCUGGGAUGCUGUAGACUCACUGGCCCUCAUCAGCCUUCAGUGUCACAGACUGAGCCCCCCGAGGUCCAGGAAGCAGGUGGGGCUGGGAGGGGGACUGGGUAGGGGACCUGGCCUCCAGUCCCGGGCAGGCAGGACCCUCCGCAAACAGCCCCACCCCCAACGGGGAGCCGAGGGGCUGGAGCCAGGAUUCCAGGGUGUUGUGCUGAGGAUGCACCUGAAGCCUGAUCAGGAAGGGCACCAGCUGCUAAUCACUGCCCAGUUCAGUUCAGCCUGUGGUUCCCGGAGCUGGGGGGCCUUACCUAGUCCCAUGGAGGCCUUGCCCAGUCCUAUGGGGGCAUCCACAUCAAACCAUCAGGAUUCUCCAGGGAGUCGAUGUUGUGCUUCCUGCCGAACCCAGAGAACCCCACUGUGGCGGGAUGCAGAGGAUGGGACCCCACUGUGUAAUGCGUGUGGCAUCAGGUACAAAAAGUAUGGAAUCCGCUGCCCUGCCUGUUGGACUGUACCUAGGAAGAGCAUCUGCCCCCUUGGGCAUUGUACCCGUUGUGGGGCCUGGCUCUGUACCCCACAAGGCCCUAGCAGGAAAGGUGAGGAACUGCCCCUUCUCCUUCCUUGACCCUAGUGCAAGCCCACCUGACUUUACUCAUCCUGUCCCUCUCCCUAUAUGCCUAUCCUUAGUCCCAUGGACCCCCACCUACAUUCUGAGGAAC
Trichosurus vulpecula (common brushtail) is the source of this 1048-nucleotide messenger RNA. RefSeq names its product zinc finger GATA like protein 1 (gene ZGLP1). Gene Ontology annotation, cellular component: nucleus. Bases 1 to 954 code for a protein of 317 amino acids. Lineage: Eukaryota; Metazoa; Chordata; Mammalia; Diprotodontia; Phalangeridae. Gene Ontology annotation, molecular function: zinc ion binding; sequence-specific DNA binding. The record is from RefSeq and is a predicted model, not a curated record. The transcript is spliced from 5 exons. Gene Ontology annotation, biological process: spermatogenesis; oocyte development; regulation of transcription by RNA polymerase II.